Messenger RNA from Rodentolepis nana, 831 nucleotides. The record is from the annotation of a GenBank genome assembly. Lineage: Eukaryota; Metazoa; Platyhelminthes; Cestoda; Cyclophyllidea; Hymenolepididae.
AUGAGUUCAGAUUCGGAGAAUGAUGUGCACGAAGAUCUGUUACGCACAACAGAGGAAGUUAUGCGUGCCAAGGAGACCAAUCCUGGUAUGUUUGUAAGUGCAUGGCAAGCUGACGAGGAAGAUAUUUCCUACUGGACUAAAAAGGAGCUCAAAAAGGACCCAAAGAAGUUGUUUAUUCUUUCUGGCCAGAGGAGGGACAUUGGAACGAUGAAAUCAAUUCUUGAAUCAGAAAUUGGUCCCAAUUGGGCUGAUGAGGCGAAGAGAUUAAAGGAUUUUCUCUUGGCUAAAGAUGAGGAUGGAUACACGGCACUACACAGGGCUGUAUAUUCUGGUCAAGUUCCGGCGGCAGAGGUAUUUCUUAUUCGGAGCGGUGCCGAUAUUGAGUCGAAAACCGAGGAUGGUUGGAGGCCUCUGCAUUCGGCCGCAUUUUGGAAUCAACUCGCCUACGUUCGGUUGCUCCUAGAAGUUGGAGCUGAUAUCACUGCUAUGACAAGUAGUGGACAAAGCGUUUUGCACCUUGCUUUGGCGAAUAAUCAGACACCAGAGACAUUGGCUUACCUUCUAGCUCAACUAUCUUCAGACCGGGAAGCCUUUUCUAAAGUAUGGAACUACAGCAACAAGUCCGGCGACACACCAGAGAACCUCCUAAUGAGAAGUAGUUCCCUGGGAUCUUUCCUGAAGGAGAGAUUCAGCUCUGAGGCUCUGACCCUAUUUCCAAAUACCCUAUUCCCUGAAGCCCAAAUUCUUUGUAAUAUCAACGAAAGGAAAAGUAAAAUAUAUAAUUUCGAGAUGUUUGUUCCUAGACAGGUCUCUUCUUUGACAGUCAUUUAA